AUGACGGGUGCGGCGGCUGGCCACAAGGCGAUAGCGGACGUGCUUUUGGCGCGUGGCGCCACCAUGGAUCUUGUCGACAAGAAUGGUGACUAUGCUCUCUACACUGCGGCCAUGAAUGGUCUCUUGGAGAUCGUGCAGCUUCUCGUCGAGCAUGGCGCCACUGUCGCGCCAACCAACGUGGGCGAGGUCCUUCCCAUUAAGGGCGCGUACGACAGAGGCCACGACAAUAACGGAGAACCCUUCCUGCUUUGCGCUUGCGCCGACGGCCGCAUCUCGGUCGUCGACGCGCUUCUCCGCGCCGGUGUCGACGGCAAGGCGGCCGACUCGGUGCGUCACUGCCUCCAUGUUCUUGCCUUGUAA
This is a messenger RNA of Saprolegnia parasitica CBS 223.65, 360 nucleotides long. RefSeq lists its product as hypothetical. The transcript is spliced from 4 exons. Bases 1 to 360 code for a protein of 119 amino acids. Lineage: Eukaryota; Oomycota; Saprolegniomycetes; Saprolegniales; Saprolegniaceae. The record is from RefSeq and is a predicted model, not a curated record. Gene Ontology annotation, molecular function: protein binding.